This is a messenger RNA of Neocloeon triangulifer, 1188 nucleotides long. Its product is annotated as lebercilin. Bases 1 to 1188 code for a protein of 395 amino acids. Gene Ontology annotation, cellular component: axoneme. Gene Ontology annotation, biological process: intraciliary transport. Lineage: Eukaryota; Metazoa; Arthropoda; Insecta; Ephemeroptera; Baetidae. The record is from RefSeq and is a predicted model, not a curated record. The transcript has a single exon.
AUGGACGGCAGCACCGCGACCUCGGCCCCGGACUCGCCGCUGCUCAAGAGGAGACCGCAGCUUGCGCCGUCCACGCCGUACCUGCUGUCCAACAAAUAUGCACUGCGCCGAGCUCCAAAUACGGCCCCGAAACCAGACACGGUCGUCCAGCGCAUCCUCAACGUCAAAGAACAAAGAAUUAAGCAGCUGGAGAACGAGGUGGGAAAUCUGCGGAGACAACUGCAUGACCUGACCAGUGAGAACCGCACCCUGAAGGCGCAAAACCAGCGCAACUCGGCGGCCCUCAGCAGGUUUCAAGACGUGGAGGCCGAAUUGCCGACGCUCCUGGCCGGACACACCGAAGAAGUGCGAGUUUUGCGCCAACGUUGCCAAAAGUUGGCCAUCGAGAGUCGGGAGCAGUCCCGAGAGCUGAGGACGAAAACGGUCGCCCUUCACAUGGCCAGAGACCAGUUGACCAGACUGAGAGAGGUGGUCGAGGAAAAGGGGCUGAAGGAGCGGCAACUGCUGCAAAAGCAGUUGGACGACUCAGAGGGACGCGUCCGGGAACUGGAGGAACAGUUGGGGACCAUCAGCAGACAACUGAGUUUGGAGCAAAAAAGCAACCGGUACCACCUGGCCAGGGAGCAGCGCAAGACAAAGGAGGCCCUGGAGGAGCUGAAGAAAACAGAGGCCAAAGUGGAACAGCUCGAAGGUAACGCCCGGCGGAAGGAGCGGACACUCCCAGCGUCCCUGCUCUUUGGCCGGAGAAAACAGGAGCCGUUGAAAAAGCAGGAGACUGAAUCCGUUGUCAGCCACUACAGUGACCUCAACCUGUCCUCGAGCGACGAGGAGGAACUGACCAAGUUGUACCAGCCGGCGGCCGAACCGCCGGAAGUGAAGCGUAUUUCCUUGCAGACGCAUUGGGCGGUCGACUCGAGGACCUUCAGCGUGCGGCAAAACGAGGCGUCUCAGUUGUCCAGGCCCAAACUGGAAGUGGUGGGAAAAGUACAGCCAGUGAAAAAACAAGUGCUGUCUGAAGUGCAAGAAGAGGAACGGGUCAGCGAGGACUCGGAGGUCGACUCAGAGGGCGACAACUACACCAAAGAGGCGUUGCUCAAGGCGCUCGAGGAAAUUGACAGACAGAACUUGACAGAAAAGAGUGACACCAUCAUCACGUCUAAUGGUCAUGCAGUGGGUGUCAGAGACUAA